Molecule: messenger RNA, 923 nt
Organism: Racocetra fulgida
Lineage: Eukaryota; Fungi; Glomeromycota; Glomeromycetes; Diversisporales; Gigasporaceae
Source: the annotation of a GenBank genome assembly
AGGAAGUUGAGAAGUAUGCACGUCGUAAAGAAUAUACACUCUUUCAUGCAUCAGUUCCUAAAAUCGGCUUAUACUCAACAGCAGAUACAAUAUUACCAAACGUUUGCAAACUAUUGAAAUCAUAUUUAACAGAAGAGACACGAAAAAUUCAAGAAGAUCAAAUAGUCCAAACCCUUCAUUAUCAUGCCAAUCAUGUUACUGAAAAUGAAAUGCAGAUUUUUAAUUUAAUCAACCUUAAUAAUUCUAAUCUAUUAAGCGGAAACUAUAUCACAAUUACUGCAAAGACUUUACUCGAUCUUAUUAAUUCUAAUAAUGUUUUAGAAAUGUGGACUAUACAGCAUGUCACAGAAAAAGAUACACGCCACUUUGUUAUUUUAUUGCAAAAUGUCGUGCUGAAAUUUGAAAAAGACUUAUCGGCUACUAUUUCGAUUAAUCAAGCCAGUAUCAAUACAAACAGCCUUAAUGCACUAAGUCAUGUUCAUUCAGAUGUAACCCAAGAUAUUAAACAAAAAAUAAUCAAAGAGCACCGAUUAUAUGGGGAAAUAUGGGGAAAGGCACGAGCAGCUACACUUCUAGCAGUUCGAAAUCAUGAUCGUAAUUUUAUUGAGAUUUUAAAUAAAUAUUUGAAGGGGCAUCAAACAGACCAACCAAAUGAACAACCUGAUAAACAACCUAAUGGACAACCUGAUGUGGAAGAAAGUUGUAGUGAAUCGGAUAAAGAAAACAUUGAUCCUAAAGACUUGGUGAAUCCCCGUAAACGUAAAGCAAAAGGAAGGCCAAAAGGGACUGAUAGAAGACGGCGAGCAGAUGAACCACCAAAAAAAAAAGACAACAAUCGCGGUGUGGAAUUUGUAACAGCUUGGGUUAUAAUCGAAGAAGGUGUGGUGAAAACAAAGAUACCAACUAGUGUAAUACAUCUAUAA